Messenger RNA from Cryptomeria japonica (Japanese cedar), 2230 nucleotides. RefSeq names its product pectin acetylesterase 3. The record is from RefSeq and is a predicted model, not a curated record. Lineage: Eukaryota; Viridiplantae; Streptophyta; Pinopsida; Cupressales; Cupressaceae. Gene Ontology annotation, molecular function: hydrolase activity. Bases 700 to 1881 code for a protein of 393 amino acids. The transcript is spliced from 12 exons.
AACGAGCGUCCAUUAGAAAUUCAAUCUGCUUAUCUUGAAAUUUUUUGUUUAAUCUAAUAAUUGCAGUAACAUUUGGCAAAUCUUGAAUCCAAAAGUUCAAUUCCACUAGCGAGAAUGGCAGAAUGCAACCAGCUAUAUCUUCACUGUUACAACGCACGUUCUAGUAGUUAUGAGAAUUUGUCUUCUAAAUCAAUAAAAAUGGUGUAAAAGUUGGAGAAAAUUGGAUGACAGAAAUGGAGUCUUAGAAAUUUAUGGAUAGCAUGACUUAUUUGAUUAUGAUUGAACUAAGAGAGACGUUUGGGAUGAUAUUUUUUCCACAUCGUGCCAAAAAACUACUUUAUGCUUCACCAGUGCUGAUAAAACAAUGUUAUAAAUAUAUAUUUUGUGAUCAUAUUGCGGUUGAUGUUGCAGCUCAACUUGUAUAGGCAGGAGGAGGCUUUAUGCUGGCAUUAUAAGAACUGUUUAUUUUAAGUUGGAUGGAGCGAAGCUACGAAGAUUUCAUAUCGAUGAAUUUUGGUGUGAACUUAGAUUAACAAGUAUUUGGCUCUGAAUUCUAAUCUGAAAUACAGUACAAAAACAGAAGGCCCCAGUGAUCUUUUGGUCUGAACUUGAGCUCACAAAUAUUGGGGUCUAAGUUCUAUUAAUUUCAGAAAUAGCUAAUUUUCAACAACAAAUUGAUCCAGGUCAUCUGUAACCAGAAUGGGUGCUCUGAGAAAUUUUCAAUCAGUAAAGAGUGUGUGUCAUACUACAUCUGUUAAGUUGAUAGUAGUCAUAUAUAUUAUUGCUGUUUCCACAAUAAUGACCGAUGCAGCCUGGGGGUCUGGAAGGAGGAGAACUGAGGCCUUUCCAGCUGACUUACUGUUAGUGAAUUUGACUCUGGUGGAGAGAGCAGCAGAAACAGGAGCUUUUUGUCUGGACGGGAGUUUGCCAGCCUACAGUUUGGACAGGGGUUAUGGGUCAGGAGCAAAUAACUGGCUCCUACAAUUACAGAGUGGAGGAUGGUGUAACGAUAGAGAAUCCUGCAUUGCUAGGAAAACAACCUUCAAGGGAUCAUCCAAUUACAUGGACAAGCAGGGUGUGUUUUCGGGCAUUUUAAGCAACAAACGUUGCGAAAACCCAGACUUCUUUAAUUGGAAUAGGGUGAAACUUAUGUAUUGUGAUGGUGCCUCUUUUGCUGGGGAUUUGUAUGAUGAGGAAUCAGGUCUUUAUUUUAGAGGGCAAAGAAUUUGGCAUGCCAUGAUUGCUGAUCUCCUAGAAAAUGGAAUGAAACAUACAAAGCAGGCUCUUCUAUCUGGUUGUUCAGCUGGAGGUUUAGCAGCAUUCUUGCAUUGUGAUGAUUUUCGGAAGCUUCUACCAAGAAAUGCCACUGUGAAAUGUAACAGUGAUGGUGGAUUUUUUCUUGAUGCGAAAGAUAUAUCUGGAAUGUACUCUAUAAGGUCAUUAUUCAAUGACACUGUUAAUUUACAGGGAAUAGUGAAGAACUUGCCUCAAGCAUGUACUUCUUCGCAAUUGGAUCCAAACCAGUGCUUUUUUCCGCAACAUCUAUUUCCAUACAUUCAAACGCCCUUCUUUAUCUUGAAUGCAGCAUAUGAUACUUGGCAGAUUGAUAAUAUUUUGGUACCAGAAUCAGCUGAUCUUCAAGGUCAUUGGCAUUAUUGUAAGAUGAAUCCAGUUGAUUGCACUUCUACACAAUUGAAGAUAUUGCAAGGGUAUAGGAUGCAGAUGCUUGAUGCAUUGGAAACAUAUAAGGAAUCUAAAACAGGAGGAAUGUUUAUUUAUUCAUGCUUUGGACAUUGUCAAUCAGAGACUCAAUACAUGUGGUUUGCUCCCAACUCAACAAUGGUCAAUGACAAGGAAAAGGAGUGGGAAGAAGCGGUUUGAAUCAGCAUUGAGAGGAAAGGUGUUGUUUGCUGCUUAAAGGGGUGACGAAGACGAACACGAUGGGAAGGAUGGAGGUACUGACGAUGACUAGUUGGGCAGAGAUGAAAUGGACGAAUUGAACGGCAGCCUAGAUGGCGAGAAGCAAGAAUAUUUAUUGAAUAUUUGACUAGAAUCUGAAUAGUUAUCCCAUGACCAUUAAGUUUCAAAGCUUGUUGUUAGGAAUACUACUUGUAAUCCAUAUGUUUCUGCUGCUGGGAAGCUUAGUGAAGCCUCUAGCAUCGGCAGUUUCUCUUGCUCCAUGAGUUUGCAGGGAAGGGCUAGUGUGUUGUUGCAUCGUUGGAUCUGUUUG